Cyprinodon tularosa is the source of this 5158-nucleotide messenger RNA. It is a transcript of the gene lrp5, whose product is annotated as low density lipoprotein receptor-related protein 5. The record is from RefSeq and is a predicted model, not a curated record. Gene Ontology annotation, molecular function: protein binding. Lineage: Eukaryota; Metazoa; Chordata; Actinopteri; Cyprinodontiformes; Cyprinodontidae.
UUCUCCGUGCGCGAGCUCGACAGUCCAAAGUAUAAAGAAGCGCGCGCGCGUGGUUCCAGAGGAAAAAUUGUGCAGAGCGACCCCGCGGCGCGGCGCGCGGACAGAUGUGGAUGAGAGCUGCUGGUGAGCCGGGAGGAGAAGCGGAGCCGUUUCUAACUUCAGGACUUUCUUCCAUCUUGGAAUGGAGCGGCAGCCAUGGCUGUGAAGGAGCGGAGCGGACUGGAAAUGGGAGGUCUGCUCCUCUGGACCUCCCUGCUGAUGGCGGCUCAUGGCUCUCCUCUCCUCCUCUUUGCCAACCGUCGAGAUGUCCGACUGGUUGAUGCGGACGGUGUGCGGGGGGAAUCGGCCAUUGUUGUUAGUGAUCUGGAAGAUGCUACUGCGGUGGACUUCCUGUUCGAUCAGAACCUGAUAUUUUGGACAGAUGUCAGCGAGGAGGCCAUCAAACAAACCUACUGGAAUCAGUCGUCCAACUCUCUGAAGGAGGCUCUGGGAAGCGGCCAAACAGCGGUGGUGUCAGGGCUGAACAGUCCGGAUGGGUUAGCCUGUGACUGGCUGGGGAAAAAGCUCUACUGGACCGACUCGGAGACAAACCGGAUAGAGGUGGCCAACCUAGAUGGUUCCUCCAGGAAGGUCCUGGUUUGGAUGGACUUGGACCAACCAAGGGCCAUAGCUCUAAACCCUGGUCAGAGAUACAUGUACUGGACAGACUGGGGAGAAGAGCCUCGGAUAGAGCGCGCCGGCAUGGACGGCAGCAGCAGGAAGGUUCUAGUGAACGAGAACAUACACUGGCCCAACGGUCUCACUAUAGACCUCGUGGAGGAGAAGCUGUACUGGGCCGACGCCAAGCUCAGCUUCAUUCACAGAGCCAACCUGGACGGAUCUGCACGAGAAGCCGUGGUGGAGGGCACCCUGACUCACCCGUUUGCCCUGACGCUGUCUAAGGAGACUUUGUACUGGACCGACUGGCAGACCCGCUCCAUCCACGCCUGCAGCAAACACAGCGGAGACAAAACCACAGAGAUCCUCAGUGGGAUUUACUCUCCCAUGGACAUCCAGGUUCUGGAGUCCUACCGGCAGCCGUACAUCCGAACUCCCUGCAGUGACGCUAACGGAGGCUGCAGCCACCUCUGCCUGCUCUCUCCGCUCCAGCCUUUCUACAGCUGCGCCUGCCCCACAGGCGUCCAGCUCACAGCAGAUGGAAAGACCUGCAAGCCAGGAGCGGAGCAGGUUCUGCUGCUGGCCCGGAGGACCGACUUGAGGAGAAUCUCCCUUGACCUUCCGGAUUUCACUGACAUAGUUCUGCAGGUGGAUGACAUUCGACACGCUAUCGCUAUCGACUACGACCCGGUUGAAGGUUUUGUCUACUGGACCGACGACGAGGUCCGGGCCAUACGGCGGUCCAACAUUGACGGCAGCAACGCCAUGAUACUGGUGACCUUGGACAUCAACCACCCAGACGGCAUUGCUGUUGACUGGGUGGCCAGAAACCUUUACUGGACCGACACCGGUACCGAUCGGAUCGAGGUUACCAGACUUAACGGAACGUCCAGGAAGAUUCUGAUCUCUGAGGACCUGGAUGAGCCCAGAGCCAUCGUUCUGGAUCCUGUCAAUGGUUUCAUGUACUGGACCGACUGGGGUCAGCAUCCGAAGAUCGAACGAGCAAACCUGGAUGGAACAGAUCGUGUGGUUCUGCUGAACAGCUCCCUCGGCUGGCCCAAUGGAUUAGCCAUAGACUACAAAGCAGGAAAGCUUUACUGGGGAGACGCUAAAACCGACAAGAUAGAGGUGAUCAACGUGGACGGCAGCAACAGGCAGACUCUGCUGGAGGACAAGCUGCCCCACAUCUUUGGUUUUACUCUGCUGGGCGAGUACAUCUAUUGGACCGACUGGCAGAGCCGCAGCAUCGAGAGGGUCCACAAAGCCACGGCGGUACGGGAGAUCAUCGUUGAUCAGCUGCCAGAUCUAAUGGGCUUAAAGGCCACCAAAGUCACAGAGACCUUCGGGACGAACGGCUGUGCAGAGGAGAACGGAGGCUGCAGCCACCUGUGCUUCUGGUGCCAAGGGGCGGUCCGUUGCGCCUGCCCCAUGGGCCUGGAGCUCCUCUCAGACCUCCGGACCUGCGUGGUUCCUGAAGCCUUCCUGCUCUUCACCAACAGGGACAGCAUCAGGAGCAUCUCAUUGGGGACGAACAGCAAUGACGUGGCCAUCCCUCUGACAGGAGUCAAAGAAGCAUCCGCUCUGGACUUCGAUGUUUCUGAAAGGAGAAUCUAUUGGACAGACGUUCAGGCCAAGACCAUCAGCAGGGCGUACAUGAACGGCAGCUCCGUGGAGCACGUCAUUGAGUUCGGACUGGACUACCCUGAAGGAAUGGCCAUCGACUGGAUGGGCCGGAACAUCUACUGGGCCGACACCGGAACCAACCGCAUCGAGGUGGCGCGGCUAGAUGGCCAGCACCGACAGGUUCUGGUCUGUAAGGAUCUGGACAACCCCCGCCUGCUGGAUAACCCUCGAUCUCUGGCACUGGAUCCGGCCCACGGCUACAUGUACUGGACGGAGUGGGGGGGCCGUCCCCGCAUAGCCAGAGCCUAUAUGGACGGCAGCACCAUCACCACCCUGGUGGAUAAAGUGGGCCGAGCCAACGGACUGACCAUCGACUACCUGGACCAUCGGCUCUACUGGACCGAUCUGGAUACCUACAUGAUCGAGAGCACCAACAUGCAAGGCCUCCAGAGGGAGAUCAUCAUAGACGACCUUCCUCGCCCCUUUGGACUCACCCAGUACAGGGACUUCAUCUACUGGACCGACUUUAACCAGCGCAGUAUCGAGCAGGCCGACAAGCGCAGUGGCCAGAACCGCACCGUUGUGCUGCAGGGUCAGCUGGAGCUCAUGCUGGACAUCCUGGUAUUCCACUCGUCCCGUCAGGAUGGUUCCAACGACUGCUCCCAGAACAACGGCAACUGUGCCCACCUCUGCCUGGCCACUCCUGCCGGCGCCCAGUGCCGCUGCGCCUUCCACUACACCCUAAACGCCGAUGGGAGAAACUGCAGCUCUCCUCUAAGUUUCCUGCUCUUCAGUCAGAGGGCCAGCAUCAGCAGGAUGGUGUUAGGAGAUCAGAGUCCUGACAUAAUCCUUCCGAUCCACGUCACGAAGAACGUCCGAGCCGUCAGCUACGACCCGCUGGAGCGGCUGGUCUAUUGGGUGGAUGGACGGCAGAACAUACGAAGGGCCAGAGACGAUGGAAGCAUGGCUUCCAUCGUGGCAAGCAGCCCUGCUCAACAGGUGGACAACCAGCUCCACGACCUGAGCCUCGAUCCCUACAGCCGCCACAUCUACUGGACCUGUGAGACCACCAACACCAUCAACGUUCAGAAGAUGGACGGCCGCAUGGUGGGCGUGGUCCUCAAGGACGACACGGACAAGCCCAGAGCCAUCGUGGUCAACGCAGAGAAAGGGUGCAUGUACUUCACCACAGUGCAGGAGCACUCUGCCAAGAUCGAAGCAGCCAGUCUGGACGGGACUGAGAGGGAGUCCCUGUUCUCCACCGGCCUCAUCAGGCCUGUAGCUCUGGCUCUGGACAACAAGCUGGGGAAGCUGUUCUGGGUUGACGCUGACCUGAAGCGCAUCGAGAGCAGCGACCUGACGGGGGCCAAUCGUAUUGUUCUGCAGGAUUCCAACAUUCUGCUGCCGAUGGGCCUGACGGUUCUAGGAGACCAUCUGUACUGGAUCGACCGGCAGCAACAGAUGAUCGAACGGGUGGAUAAACUGACAGGAGAGGGCCGCACACGCAUCCAGGGACGGAUAUCAUACCUGACAUCCAUCCAUGCAGCAGAGGAGAUGGACCCGCAGGACUUUGCUUCCCAUCCCUGUUCCCGGGACAAUGGAGGCUGUUCUCACAUCUGCAUUGCAAAGGGUGAUGGGACAUCCAGCUGCUCCUGUCCCAUGCAUCUGGUCUUACUCCAGGACCUGCUGCACUGCGGAGAGCCUCCCACCUGCUCCACAGAGCAGUUCACAUGCUCCACUGGAGAAAUCGGCUGUAUACCCAUGGCGUGGCGUUGUGACCAUUUCCCAGAGUGUGAAGAUGGCAGCGAUGAAGAAAACUGUCCCAUCUGCUCCUCCCUCCAGUUCCAGUGUGACGAAGGAAGCUGCAUCGACAUUCAGAAGCGGUGCGACGGGGAACCGGACUGCCCCGAUAAGUCUGAUGAGCAUGAAUGCAACACCGUCUGCGCUCCCACCCAGUUCCGCUGUGGGGACAACCACUGCAUCACCAAGAAGCAGCAGUGUGACAACUACUCCGACUGCCUGGAUGGAUCGGAUGAGCUGGCCUGCGAUUAUAUUUCUCCAUCCUCAAGCUUCCUUCCGAGUAAUGAAACCACCAACCCCAUUGGUCCAGUCAUCGCCAUUAUCCUGCUGAUGUUUGUGAUGGGCGGAGCCUGUUUUGUCUGUCAGCGCGUGGUGUGUCGGCGUUACAAGGGUCCCAACGGGACCUUUCCUCAUGAAUACAUCAGCGGGACGCCGCAUGUCCCCCUGAACUUCAUCACCCCCAGCAGCUCUCAGCAUGGUACCUACCAAGGGAUCUCCUGUGGAAAGUCCACCAUGAGCUCAGUCAGCUUGAUGGGCAGCAGCAGCAGUGGAGCUCCUCUCUAUGACAGGAACCACGUGACCGGAGCUUCAUCCAGCAGCUCUUCAUCUACCAAAGGAGCCUUCUACCCAAAGAUCCUGAAUCCUCCUCCGUCUCCGGCCACUGACCGCUCUCUGUACAACACCGAGGUCUUCUACUCCUCCAACAGUCCGUCUACAACCAGAUCGUACAGGCCGUACCACCCAGUGCGUGGGGCUGCCCCCCCCACCACCCCCUGCAGCACAGACGUCUGUGACAGUGACUACACCCCCCACCCCAUCCCCACUGCUCCUCCGCUGUCAGCAGGACGCUGGAAGGCCUCGGGUCACGCCGUCCCUGGAAAACCUCAUAAAUACUACAUGGACCUGAACUCAGACUCUGACCCCUACCCCCCGCCCCCCACCCCACGCUCUCAGUACAUGUCCGCUGAGGAAAGUUGCCCCCCCUCCCCGUCCACUGAACGAUCCUACUUCCACCUGUGCCCCCCUCCUCCUUCACCUUGCACCGACUCGUCGUGACCCCCCCCCCCCCCACCCACCC